Molecule: messenger RNA, 789 nt
Organism: Gymnogyps californianus (California condor)
Lineage: Eukaryota; Metazoa; Chordata; Aves; Accipitriformes; Cathartidae
Exons: 2
Coding region: 1-789 (262 amino acids)
Cellular component (GO): nucleosome
Molecular function (GO): structural constituent of chromatin; DNA binding; protein heterodimerization activity
Source: RefSeq, a predicted model, not a curated record
AUGAAGGAACAGAAGGAAAGAAAUAAAUGGAAGAGUACAGUCAAUCCUUAUUAUUACCAUAAUGGUGACGUUUCUGGCAAGUCCGAAGCAAGGUCGGUCCUGGCCUCCCUGCCCCAGACAAGGCUUGGCCAGGCCGGCAAGGACGGGCGCAGGCAACCCGAGCCCAGAGCCAGGAACCACCAGCGAGAGCCAGCAAGGAAAGCAAGGACAGGCGGGCAAGGGAGGCAGGGCACACGGGAAGGCACGGCGUGGAGAGACCCGCGGGAGCAAGCUGUGAGCAGCAUGUCCGGAGCAGAGGAGGUCUGCACGGUGCCUGAGCAGGAGUGGGCGCCCGAAGUGACAUGUUCUGGGGGCCCCUCCGAAGGCAGCGAAGCGAAGGCCAAAAAGAGCCGCUCCUCCCGGUCCUCCCGGGCCGGGCUGCUGUUCCCUGUGAGCCGCGUAGACAGGCAGCUGCGCAGAGGCCGCUUUGCUGAGCGCUUUGGAGCCAGGGCCCCCGUCUAUCUGGCUGCGGUGCUGCAGUGGGUGACGCACAAGACCAUGGACGUGGCUGGCAAGAUUUCCAAGAAGAGCAAGCAGCAGCGCAUUUCUCCAUCACACUUGCAGACGGCGAUGCAAAAGAGCUCUGUGCUCAAGCAGCUCCUGCGAGGCAGCAUGCCCAGGUGCCGUGGCAGGGCUGUCCCCAAAAGCCAGCGCGUGGCCUCAUCCUCCAAAAAGAAGACGACCAAGAGUAAGAAGAGAUACCCCUGGCAAAGGGCUGCACCUGCCCGUGCCACUGCUGCUGUCAAGUGA